AUGGCCGACGACGCGGCCUUGGCCGCCAUCACGUCCAUCGUGAAAUCUUUGGCCGCCGAUCCUGGCGCCGCGCCUACCGUUCGUGUUGGGGCCAAGAAUCAUAUCAAGCUGCCUGGCCGCGAGACACAUGAGAAACAGUCGCUGGAGCGCGAGCUGGCUUCGCUCGUAUUGAGAGUACAGCAACUCGAGACCCGAGCCAGUUCGGCCGGCGCCACAAACUUCCCCGACACCCCCAACGAGACUUCUGAUUCCCUUUUUGGUGAUGACACUUCAUCGCCCUCAACUGCUGUGAGUCGGACUUCGCUUAAGACUAAGCUACCGGGCAUCGUCCGCAAUGGCGGCGUCAAAGAUCGUGGUAUUAAAACAAACCAGCUCACCGAGGAUGCCCUCGAGGGCUUGCGAGAGCACAUCGAUGAUCAGUCGAAGCUGCUUGACAGCCAGCGCCAGGAGCUCGCUGGUGUCAAGGCUCAGCUCAUGGAGCAGGAGCAGCUACAGGAGAAAGCCCUUGCGAUCAUCGAGCAAGAACGUGUCGCGACCCUGGAGCGCGAGCUCUUCAAGCACCAGAAGGCGAACGAGGCCUUCCAGAAAGCCCUCAGAGAAAUUGGCGAAAUUGUUACCGCCGUCGCUCGUGGUGACCUCUCGAAGAAGGUUCGAAUGAACACCGUCGACGUGGAUCCCGAAAUUACGACUUUCAAGCGCACAAUCAAUACUAUGAUGGAUCAACUGCAAGUCUUCUCCAGCGAAGUGUCUCGAGUCGCUCGCGAAGUCGGAACCGAAGGUAUUCUGGGUGGCCAGGCCCAAAUCGAAGGCGUGGAUGGCACAUGGAAGGAAUUGACAGACAACGUGAACGUGAUGGCUCAAAAUCUCACCGAUCAAGUGCGUGAGAUUGCUUCCGUCACAACUGCCGUAGCCCACGGCGAUCUCACCAAGAAGAUUGAACGUCCCGCCAAAGGUGAAAUUCUCCAACUUCAACAAACUAUCAAUACCAUGGUGGACCAGCUUCGUACUUUUGCCUCGGAAGUCACCCGUGUCGCCAAGGAUGUCGGAACUGAAGGCAAGCUUGGUGGUCAGGCUGAUGUCGAAGGCGUCAAGGGCAUGUGGAACGAGCUGACCGUCAAUGUGAACGCCAUGGCCGAUAAUCUCACGACUCAAGUGCGAGACAUUAUCAAGGUCACAACAGCUGUCGCAAAGGGUGAUUUGACACAGAAAGUCGAAGCCGAAUGCAGGGGUGAAAUCUUUGAGCUCAAGAACACAAUCAAUUCCAUGGUGGACCAGUUGCAGCAAUUCGCCCGCGAAGUCACGAAAAUUGCUAGAGAAGUCGGUACCGAAGGCCGCCUUGGCGGGCAAGCUACGGUGCACGAUGUUGAGGGCACUUGGCGCGAUCUCACAGAGAACGUCAACGGCAUGGCCAUGAAUUUGACCACCCAAGUGCGAGAGAUUGCCAAAGUUACAACUGCCGUCGCGAAGGGCGACCUUAGCAAGAAGAUUGGAGUCGCAGCGCGGGGAGAGAUUUUGGAUCUGAAGAACACUAUCAACACUAUGGUUGACCGUCUGUCAACGUUCGCUUUCGAAGUGAGCAAGGUCGCUAGAGAAGUCGGCACUGAUGGAACUCUUGGCGGUCAAGCCCAGGUUGACAAUGUGGAGGGCAAAUGGAAAGACCUCACAGAGAACGUCAACACUAUGGCGUCCAAUCUUACAUCUCAGGUGCGAGGAAUAUCUACUGUCACCCAAGCCAUCGCGAACGGCGACAUGAGCAGAAAGAUCGACGUGGAAGCGAAGGGGGAGAUACUCAUCCUUAAAGAAACCAUCAACAACAUGGUUGACCGUUUGUCUAUUUUCUGUAAUGAAGUGCAGAGGGUGGCCAAGGAUGUGGGCAUCGACGGCAUACUUGGUGGCCAGGCCGACGUUGCAGGACUCAAAGGGCGCUGGAAAGAAAUCACAACGGAUGUCAACACUAUGGCAAAUAACCUGACGGCACAAGUGCGAGCCUUUGGCGAUAUUACUAACGCGGCAACGGACGGAGACUUCACAAAGCUUGUCGAGGUUGAGGCAUCCGGUGAGAUGGAUGAACUGAAAAGGAAGAUCAACCAGAUGGUGUUCAAUCUCCGAGAUAGUAUACAGAGGAAUACCCAGGCCAGGGAAGCGGCCGAAUUGGCGAACAAGACGAAGUCCGAAUUCCUGGCCAAUAUGUCGCACGAAAUCAGAACACCUAUGAACGGCAUCAUCGGCAUGACACAGCUCACACUCGACACCGACUUGACUCAGUAUCAGAGAGAAAUGCUUAAUAUCGUCAACAGUUUAGCCAACAGUCUACUAAUCAUCAUCGACGACAUUUUGGAUUUGUCCAAGAUUGAGGCUAGAAGGAUGGUUAUCGAAGAAAUCCCCUACACACUUCGCGGAACGGUCUUUAACGCGCUGAAGACUCUAGCGGUCAAGGCAAACGAGAAGUUCCUAGACUUAACGUACAGAGUGGACAGCUCAGUACCGGAUCAUGUUAUUGGUGACUCUUUCAGGCUGAGACAGAUCAUUCUCAACCUUGUUGGAAAUGCCAUCAAAUUUACGGAACAUGGAGAAGUCAGCUUGACUAUUCAGAAGGCUGUUGGCAUGCACUGCUCUCCGCAUGAGUACGCCAUUGAAUUUGUCGUUUCAGACACUGGUAUUGGUAUACCGGCUGACAAGCUCGACCUCAUCUUCGACACCUUCCAACAGGCUGAUGGCUCUAUGACCCGGAAGUUUGGCGGCACUGGUCUUGGUCUAUCGAUUUCCAAGCGCCUGGUCAACCUCAUGGGUGGUGAUGUUUGGGUCAAGAGUGAAUACGGAAAGGGUAGCUCUUUCUACUUUACAUGUGUUGUUAGAUCGGCUGAUGGCGAUAUUUCAAUGCUGGGCAAGCAACUCAAGCCGUAUAUCAACCACAAGGUGCUUUUCAUCGACAAGGGCAAGACCGGCCAUGGUUCGCAGAUCAAGCGAAUGCUUGCUGGCCUAGGCCUUGAGCCGAUUGUUGUUGACUCGGAGCACCACCCUACCCUGUCGCAACAGAUGCAAGAGGAUAAGACACCCCCCUAUGAUGUUAUCAUCGUGGACUCAAUCGAUACCGCACGGAGACUCCGGUCGAUCGAUGAUUUCAAAUAUCUCCCGAUUGUUCUCCUGGCUCCAGUUGUCCAUGUCAGUCUGAAGUCCUGCUUGGAUCUUGGUAUAACAUCCUACAUGACUACACCCUGCCAACUGAUUGAUCUUGGCAACGGCAUGAUUCCCGCUCUGGAGAACAGAGCUACACCUUCUCUCGCCGAUAAUACCAAGUCCUUCGACAUCCUGUUGGCAGAAGACAACACCGUCAAUCAGAAGCUGGCCGUUAAGAUUCUCGAGAAGUACCAUCAUGUUGUCACUGUCGUUAGCAACGGUCAGGAGGCCGUCGAUGCUAUCAAGCAAAAGAAAUUCGACGUCAUUUUGAUGGACGUUCAAAUGCCAAUCAUGGGUGGAUUUGAAGCGACGAGUAAGAUUCGUGAAUACGAGCGUAGUCUCGGCACUCAGAGAACGCCGAUUAUCGCGCUGACAGCCCAUGCUAUGAUGGGUGAUCGAGAGAAGUGUAUUCAAGCACAAAUGGACGAAUAUCUGUCCAAGCCGCUACAGCAAAACCAUCUCAUCCAGACUAUCCUGAAAUGUGCUACCUUGGGCGGUGCUCUGCUUGAGAAGAACCGAGAUCGAGACAUUUCGCGGCAGGUAGAUGUCAAGGCAACCGGGGCUAUCAACGCUGAUACACCAUCCGAAUACUUGCGGCCUCCCCUGCCCCGAUUUGCAACAGCCGCAGAUCACCAAAUCACUGGCAUGGACAGUCCUGCGAUUAUCACCGCAGACCAGGAGGAUCCACUGUCAAGGGCACUACUUGAAGUCACCAGCGAGAGUCUUUUCGACUGA
Molecule: messenger RNA, 3912 nt
Organism: Phaeoacremonium minimum UCRPA7
Lineage: Eukaryota; Fungi; Ascomycota; Sordariomycetes; Togniniales; Togniniaceae
Product: putative sensor protein gacs protein
Exons: 6
Coding region: 1-3912 (1303 amino acids)
Biological process (GO): phosphorelay signal transduction system; phosphorylation; cellular hyperosmotic response
Cellular component (GO): membrane
Molecular function (GO): phosphorelay sensor kinase activity
Source: RefSeq, a predicted model, not a curated record